UGGGGAGCGCGCAUGAUUCUCUCCUACAGCAUUACAGCUGGUCAGCUCCUUUGCUCGCUCUCGCUAGUACUUCGGUUCUGAAUACAUUGCUGACCCUCGAGCAGUGAUGGCGGAUCGGGCUCUGAAACAGGACACAACACAAAAUCAGUCAACAGCAGUGUACCUUUAAAGCGCGCGCUUCCCUUCGUCCUCUGUCUAACACAUCUAGUUACGCCGUCCGGGCCUGUCUCUUUCCCUGUUUACUUUUCACUCUUCACCGUUUUGGAUAGCAUCUAUAUCUUUUCUUCCCCCCCCCGGCAGGCGGCCGAGCGACGUCCCCGGAAAAAGAGCCGUGAUUUCGGUGGCACCCUGAGGAAGCCAAGCCUAUACAUUCCCCUGUCAUUUGGACUUCUAGUGAGGACUGCUCGUCAGUCAAGCAGUGGGGCUCCGUCCCAACAGUUAUAUGAACCGAAAACACUGUGAAGGAGGUCAAAUGUCUACAACUGUUUAAAUCAGUGCUCCAAACAACAGCUGAAAAUAACAUGCAUUUUAAGUGCUUGACGACAACAUUUUAAGAGAUUUGCCCAUCCUUCUAAAUGCCAAUUGUACAAUGAAGAGGGUACAGAGUAAACAUCCAGCAGGACUGUGAAUUUUUAAAGGUGCCAGCAAUUUUCUUUUUACCCGGAUAUCUGUUGGAGAUGAACAUAAAGUCAGAUGCUGCAUACAGUGAAAAUAACAUGCUGAAAACAGCAGACCCGAUGCUACCAACAUAGGAAAGGCAGCCCCCUGAAGAACAUCUUUCUUAAGAGAAUGCUGGGUAUCUGUCGUGGCAGACGGAAGUUCCUGGUAGUUUCUCUCACUUUACUAUUUGUACCGGCGUUCACCUGGAUCUACUUGUUUGCUGGAAGUUUUGAUGAUGGAAAAUCUGUCUCUUUGUCAGCAGUUGAAUCUCAGCCACACAGUCCUCGAUACACAGCCUGGAGCCAGCGAGAACGUGAUAGUUUGGAGGUGCAUGUACGGGAGAUUGAGGAGGAAAACCGAUCUCUGCGUAAACAGCUCAGCAUUGCACAGAGGAAGGGCCCAGUACAUCAUCACAGCAAUCAUUCCAAAACAUAUUCAAUGGAAGAAGGCACUGGUGAUAGUGAGAAUGUGCGUGCUGCUGUGAUCACAGGAAAUAGUUCUGAAUGUGGUCAAAGGCCGGUUGUGGAAAAGUGUGAGACUAUACAUGUUGCCAUUGUGUGUGCGGGGUACAAUGCCAGUAGAGAUGUUGUGACACUUGUCAAAUCUGUCCUGUUUCACAGACGAAAUCCACUUCAUUUCCAUCUGAUAGCAGAUGCCAUUGCCAAGCAGAUCUUGGCAUCCCUCUUCCAAACGUGGAUGGUUCCAGCAGUAAGAAUAGACUUCUAUGACGCAGAUGAACUCAAGUCAGAAGUAUCCUGGAUCCCAAAUAAACACUAUUCUGGCAUUUAUGGACUCAUGAAGUUAGUCCUCACAAAGACUCUCCCCUCUUCUCUGGAAAGAGUAAUUGUUUUGGACACUGACAUCACCUUUGCAACUGAUAUUGCCGAGUUAUGGGCUGUCUUUCACAAGUUCAAAGGUCAGCAGGUUUUGGGUCUGGUUGAAAAUCAGAGUGACUGGUACCUUGGAAACUUGUGGAAGAACCAUCGGCCAUGGCCUGCACUUGGGCGGGGCUACAACACUGGUGUAAUUUUACUACUUCUGCAUAAACUGCGUAAGAUGAAAUGGGAGCAGAUGUGGAGAUUGACAGCUGAGCGGGAGCUAAUGAGCAUGCUAUCAACAUCAUUAGCUGAUCAGGAUAUCUUUAAUGCUGUCAUUAAGCAGAAUCCAUUUCUGGUGUAUCAACUUCCAUGUUUCUGGAAUGUCCAGCUGUCAGACCAUACACGUUCAGAGCAGUGCUACAAGGAUGUGUCAGACCUGAAGGUAAUUCACUGGAACUCUCCAAAGAAGCUGCGAGUAAAGAAUAAACAUGUGGAAUUUUUUCGCAACUUGUACCUGACAUUUCUUGAGUAUGAUGGGAACCUUCUUCGAAGGGAACUCUUUGGUUGUCCUAGUGAAGCUGAUGUGAACAGUGAGAAGCUUCAGAAGCAGCUGUCUGAACUGGAUGAAGAUGAUUUGUGCUACGAGUUUCGUCGUGAGCGCUUUACAGUUCAUCGGACUCAUCUCUACUUUCUACAUUAUGACUAUGAGCCUGCCUCUGACAACACUGAUGUUACAUUAGUGGCCCAGCUAUCCAUGGACAGACUUCAGAUGCUGGAAGCAAUAUGUAAACAUUGGGAAGGACCAAUCAGUUUAGCACUUUACCUCUCAGAUGCAGAAGCUCAACAAUUUCUCCGUUAUGCUCAGGGCUCUGAAGUGCUGAUGAGCCGUGCAAAUAUAGGUUAUCAUGUUGUAUACAAAGAGGGACAGUUCUACCCAGUAAACCUUUUGAGGAAUGUUGCAAUGAAGCAUGUGAACACGCCCUAUAUGUUCCUGUCUGAUAUUGACUUUUUGCCUAUGUAUGGACUCUAUGAAUACCUCAGGAAGUCAGUGGUACAGCUGGAUAUGGCGAACACAAAGAAAGCACUGAUAGUACCUGCAUUUGAAACCUUACGCUAUCGACUAGCAUUCCCAAAGUCUAAGGCUGAGCUGCUGUCUAUGUUAGAUGUUGGGACCCUAUUUACAUUCAGGUAUCAUGUGUGGACAAAAGGACACGGGCCGACUAAUUAUGCAAAAUGGAGGACUGCAACCACACCGUAUAGGGUUGAAUGGGAGGCUGACUUUGAACCAUAUGUAGUAGUGAGGCAACAUUGCCCUGAAUAUGAUCGAAGAUUUGUUGGGUUUGGAUGGAAUAAAGUAGCACACAUAAUGGAACUGGAUGCACAGGAGUAUGAGUUUGUUGUCCUUCCCAAUGCAUACAUGAUUCAUAUGCCUCAUGCCCCAAGCUUUGACAUCACUAAGUUUCGUUCAAACAAGCAAUAUCGCAUCUGUCUCAAGACUCUUAAAGAAGAGUUCCAGCAAGACAUGUCACGACGAUAUGGUUUUGCGGCACUAAAGUACCUUACAGCAGAAAACAACAGCUAGUAUAAGGAAAUUAUUUUGCCAAUGGAUAUAAGUAACUUUGAAUGAACAAUUUACUUUAAAUGUGGGCUGUUCUUGGAAACAAAGGGUACAGACUUCGGUGUGUAAGAAGGAGAUGCAAUUAAUUUUUACUAAGACUUGAUCCUGACCUCAGGACCCACAUUUCCAAAGGCACUGGUUAUGGAGCGCCCUCAGACUUUCGGCAUCUGUAGAGUAUAGUGCUCAGCCAACGCGCUUCGGUUUGCAGUUCUGAUUAUUGUAAAAAAAUCAGUAUUUGACAGUUCAAAAGGAUUUAUAGGCCUGCAUCACAUUUUGCAGACAUUAGUAUGAGUGUAGCUUUGGCCAGUUGAAGUUAAGUAGACGUAAAGGGCUGAUCUGGGAAAACAUCUGAAGAUUCUACUGAAAAUGUUUCUAUAAAUUACUGAGAUAAAUUAAAAAAGACUGAAAGAUAAA
Protopterus annectens (West African lungfish) is the source of this 3510-nucleotide messenger RNA. RefSeq names its product LARGE xylosyl- and glucuronyltransferase 1 (gene LARGE1). Lineage: Eukaryota; Metazoa; Chordata; Ceratodontiformes; Protopteridae. The record is from RefSeq and is a predicted model, not a curated record. The coding region runs from base 790 to 3060 and encodes 756 amino acids. The transcript has 18 exons. Gene Ontology annotation, biological process: protein O-linked glycosylation via mannose. Gene Ontology annotation, molecular function: xylosyltransferase activity; glucuronosyltransferase activity.